GUUUAUGGAGUCGUCUGUUCAUUCCCUUCACUGCUCAGCUCGCGCGUACAUCCCCAGACCCGCGAGCAACCUCCUUGACUGGCAUAUAACAGACCCUCAGGGCCUUGUCAUUCCAUCAGCCUCGAGUUUAGCUACUAACUCCGUCUAACGCCUCGUGCGACUGCUUCCUGUGACAUCACAACCAGCGUUUUCCGAACCAGAUCCAUUAUCUCUAAUACAAAGAAUCCCCCCCUCGACAUCCAUUCUACUGAUUAAGAUCUGCGCAGAUGGGGUUGGAAGAGGAUCUGGCGAUAUCCCCAGUGACGUCAACAGCCAUCGGAGGGCUGGCAGGCGUCAUAGAGGUGCUGCUGCAGCAGCCGCUGGUGACGUGGAAAAACGCCGUCCAAGAUAUGAGACCAGUCCCGCUGCACCCCAGAUUGCUGUACCGCGGAGUCGCCGUUAACGCGGCGUCCAUCGCGCCAAUCAACGGAUUCCAGUUCGGCGCGAACACUUAUCUAGAAGAGUGGCUAGCGGCGAGGGGUCAGCUGAACGACACCACCCGGACGGGAGCGGCGACGGCGGCGGGUGCGCUGUCUGGGAUUAUAACGGGACCGGCGGAGCUGCUGAUGAUCCAGCAGCAGAAGUGGGGAGGAUCGCUGGGCUCUAGACUACGGGAUGUCGUUGGGGAGCACGGCGUCUUCGCCCUCGCUAGAGGAACGAAUCCUGCGGUAGUGAGAGAAGCGAUCUUCACCGGAGCGUACCUUGGGGUGAUCCCUGUGAUGACGGAGCACAUGGAGAAGGCGUGGCCGGUGUUCGCGGAGAGGCCCGUCGCGGCAAUGGCGACGGCGUCGGUGCUAGCGGGAGUGGGAGCAGCGGUGCUCACGCAGCCGUUUGACACCGUCAAGACGCGCAUGCAGGCCAAUCUCGCAGAUCCCAACUUCAGGUCUAUGAGCGGCACAUUUGCACGCAUGUGGAGAGAAGGAGGCAGCAAGACCCUGUUCAGAGGAAUCAUCCCUCGAGCCCAGCGAGUGACAUUCGCCGUCUUCAUCCUCAGCGAGGCCAAGGAGAGGCUCACAGAGAUGUACCUCAAGUUUCACCCGCUUCCAGCCUCCCUGGGUCACACAGCCAGUGAUGCCAACAGCAGCAUGUCACACAGCCAUGCUCGAGGGCCAGGGCACAUUGAUGCAGCUGCAGCUGCUGCAGUCGCUUACAGAGCAGCGGCUUGCGAGUCUGCGUCAGGAGAGGUUUGAGGGCAGCACGUGGAUUUUGAGCAGUCAAAUGCUUUGAGAGCGCCUGACGUAUAACGUGCUGCAGCUGUGGAGAUUUCUUCCUAAGCUCUUGUGCAUAUAUCGGAGAGUUUUGCCUCAUGGGGCCCACCAUCCAAUUUUGACUGAGUUGUCUUGAUUAUUCGUAUCUAUACAGAAUUUAUUACGCCAAUAAAAUGAAGAAUAGUUU
Closterium sp. NIES-67 is the source of this 1434-nucleotide messenger RNA. The record is from the annotation of a GenBank genome assembly. NCBI's taxonomy places the organism in Eukaryota, Viridiplantae, Streptophyta, Zygnematophyceae, Desmidiales, Closteriaceae.